CAGCAGAAGCAGCAGAACAUCUUCCUCAUCCUGGUCUCCAGUGUCUUCUUCAGCUGCCAGUACUCUCUGUGCGUCCCCGACUGAGGUUGAUCCACUGCCCGGCUGAAGUGUGCAGAAGCCUCCUCCACCAACCCAUCACCACCAACACACACUUUCUCUCCGGGUUAUUCCUAGCUCAGCCGCCGAGAGAGAGACUGUGUCCUUCCGGUCCUCCUUCUCUCUCUCUUAUUUAUUUAUCCUCAGUUUCUUGAAUAUUUCAUGGAAAAUGGCGAUCUGCGCGCAGUCGUACGGUAUCUUCUGCCUCUUCACAAUGCAAACUGUACUUAUCAUAUGCGUCUCCACGCCGACAGACGGGACCCACCUCUUCCCACAACACUACACAAUGAUUCACUGGGCCGGACGCAUCGAGAAGGAGCUGGAAAAGGUUCUGCAGCACGUCACCGGGACUCAGCAGAUGAGAUCGAUUUAUAAUGAGAAGAAGAGCCAGUUUGAAAUCAAGAGAAACAACCCCAAGGACUUGGUGGAGAGAGUGGCACGGGACAUCUCCAAGCUGCUCAACAGUAAGAGGAAAGCCCUGGAGAAACUGGCCUGGGAAGCGGAACAGCUUCAGAAGGAGCAUAAAUGGCAAGACGGUGUGACGGAGAAUGCCAUUUCAUACUACGAUUCCAAAGCGGAUUCAGACUAUACGGAGGAUGGAGAAGAGGAGAACGCGACGUCUCUGGAGCUGGAGUUUGUGGACGAUCCCAAUUUUAAAAACAAGGUCAACUACUCUUCCAGUGCGGUCCAGAUUCCUACAGACAUAUAUAAAGGCUCCCCGGUCAUCCUGAACGAGUUGAACUGGACCCAGGCGCUGGAGAGGGUCUUCAUUGAAAACCGCAAGGAGGACAGCUCUCUGCGCUGGCAGGUGUUUGGCAGUGCCACAGGAGUGACUCGAUACUACCCAGCCACUCCAUUGAGGGCUCCCAACAAGAUUGACCUGUACGACGUCCGCAGAAGACCUUGGUAUAUCCAAGGUGCAUCGUCUCCAAAGGACAUGGUCAUCAUUGUGGACAUGAGUGGAAGUGUUACCGGAUUCACUCUGAAGCUGAUGAAAACCUCCGUGGUGAAGAUGCUGGAAACUCUAUCAGAUGAUGACUAUGUGAAUGUGGCCAUGUUCAAUGAGAAGGCCGAUGCUGUCGUUCCAUGCUUCAGGACUUUGGUCCAAGCCAAUGUUCGGAACAAGAAGAUCUUUAAGGAGGCCGUCGGGCAUAUGGAAGCCAAAGGAACCACAGAUUACAAGUCUGGCUUCACGUUUGCCUUUGAACAGCUUCUCAAUGAGAACAGCGCCCCGAGGGCCAACUGCAAUAAGAUGAUAAUGAUGUUUACAGAUGGCGGGGAGGAUCGUGCGCAGGAAAUCUUUGAGAAGUACAACUGGCCCAACAAAACGGUGCGUGUGUUCACCUUCUCUGUUGGACAGCAUAAUUAUGAUGUCACCCCUUUGCAGUGGAUAGCUUGUGCCAAUAAAGGUUACUACUUUGAAAUCCCAUCGAUCGGAGCCAUCAGAAUCAAUACCCAGGAGUACCUGGAUGUCCUGGGUCGGCCCAUGGCGCUGGCUAAGAAUAAAGCAAAGCAGGUGCAGUGGACGAACGUCUACCAGGAUGCUCUGGGUUUGGGUCUUGUCAUCACUGGGACGAUGCCGGUCUUCAACCUCACUAUUGAUACUGUGAGCUCUCAGAACCAGCUCAUCCUCGGAGUCAUGGGAGUCGAUAUCGCAAUCAACGAAAUCAAGAGGAAGACACCUACAUACAGACUUGGAGCCAAUGGCUACACCUUUGCCAUCGACCCGAAUGGCUACGUUCUGCUGCAUCCCAACCUGCGACCCAAAAUCAUUAACUUCAGGGAGCCCGUCACUCUGGACUUUCUGGAUGCAGAGCUGGAGGACAGCAACAAGGAGGAGAUCCGUCGACAGAUGAUUGAUGGCAAACCAGGGCAAAGGAAAAUCAAGACGCUCAUUAAGUCAGUUGAUGAGAGGUACAUCGACGAGGCCAUGCGGACGUACACGUGGACGCCUGUGAACGGCACAGAUUACAGUCUAGGGUUGGUACUGCCCACAUAUAGUGAGAACCACAUCAAGGCCAACCUGAGUGACCAGAUCCUUCAGGUGCAGUAUUUUGAAUCACUGCUGCCAAACAGUUUUGAGUCUGAAGGACAUGUAUUCAUUGCUCCCAGGGAGUACUGCAAUGAUCUGGAACUGUCCAACAACAACACUGAGUUCCUGCUCAACUUCAUUGCUCUCAUGGAGAAGGUGACACCGGACUCCAAACAAUGUGACAACUUGCUCCUUCAUAACCUGAUUCUGGACACUGGCAUCAUCAGGCAGCUGGUCGAGAAAGUGUGGAAGAAUAAAGACUUAAAUACGUAUGGCUUUCUGGCCGUGUUCGCUGCAUCAGACGGAGGUGUAACGAGAGUGUUUCCCAACAAGGCUGCAGAAACCUGGGAGGAAGACCUUGAGCCGUUUAACGCCAGCUAUUACCGCCGCAGUCUCGACAACAAGGGCUACAUCUUCCGAGCGCCUUAUCGAACAGCCCGGGACGAGCUGCUGAACCCAGAGAACGACACCAUAGGGAUCCUGGUCAGCACGGCGGUGGAGAUCACAGUAGGAGGGAAGACCAUCAAACCUGCAGUGGUCGGAGUGAAACUAGACCUUGAAGCCUGGACGGAUAAGUUUAAGAUUCUUGCCAGCAACCAUACAGACAACCAUCAGGGCUCAAAUACGUGUGGACCAAACAGAGGUUGUGAAAUGGACUGCGAAGCCAACAGUGAGGAUCUCCUGUGUUAUUUAAUAGAUGAUGGUGCGUUCCUAAUCAUGUCUAAUCAGAAGGAGGACUGGAACAAGGUUGGCAUGUUCUUCAGUGAUGUUGAUCCCUACUUGAUGCACGCACUCUACAAUAAUUCCUUCUACAACCGCAAACAGUCAUUUGACUACCAGUCUGUGUGUGAACGGAUGCCCAACAGUAAAGCUGCAGCUGCACCCAGAGGAGUGUUUGUGCCCACAAUUGCAGAUUUUGUAAACGUGGCUUGGUGGACAUCAGCAGCUGCAUGGUCCUUGUUCCAACAGUUUAUGUAUGGACUGGCUUAUCACAGCUGGUUUGUCACAGAUGAGGUGGAUGCAGAAGGAAUCGACUCCUCCAAAGAGCGGAGUUGUGUAAUGAUCCAGACGCAGUACUACUUAAGUAAUCUCAGCAGCUCCUACAACAUACUGCAGGACUGUGGCAACUGCUCCAGGCUGAUUCAUGCCAAGAAGAUAAACAACACCAACUUGCUGUUUGUGGUGGCAGAGAAGAUGCCAUGCAACACCUGCGAGAUAGAGAAGCUGUCCCAGAAGGAGGAGGAGUUCAAAGAGGAAAAUCCAUGUAAAGAAAUGGCGGUGGCACGCUAUCGAAAAGGACCCUCCACCUGCUUUGACAAUAACAACACUGAGAACACGUCAGACUGUGGACGGGGACACUCCUUCAGUCCGUCUCUCUACACCUUACUGCUCAUUCAGCUGCUCCUGCUUUAUCCAGCCGUCAGCCCCCACUUCCACUCUCUACUACAUUAAUUACAUUUUCCUCCACUUAUCCUCCUUUUAGCCCUCCCGACCCUAGAACCCUCCGACCCCAACUCCGACCUCCAUGCCCCUCUGCCCCCCCCCCACCCCACACCCCCGAUAUAGUCAUAGGUAAUAAUGGGACUUCCCUUCACGGCUGGUUGGAAGCCCUGAGUGCCGCGCUACCCAGCUCGCUUCAGUUUGUGUCGCUUAGUGACAACUGCCGGACGUUUGCGUCCUCAGCCAGUUAACCUUCAUCUGCAGGAGGAUUGGGUGGUGCUGGACCACCUGGAUCAUCAGAGGCAACGUCACCUGUCACCUGUCCACCCCCCAUGACCACCUCCACCAUCCGGAGAAGGGAGGGGAAAGAGGACAGGCCGAUGUCCUCGUCGCAGACCUCCCGCCUCAUACAGACUGGAGAGUUGAGGUCGUCUGUCCGUCAGACAGACGACUGACCUCGUCUCCACCAUCGGGGAGAGCGUGGCUCUGGGAGCAGCUGGAAUCAUUAUGUGGGGAGACGCAGCUUAUGCAAGCAGCAGAAACAGCUGCUCCGACCUGGACGCCUAUCUGCGGGGUGCGCUGAAUCAAUACCUCCUCAACGUCUCCACGGCAGCAGAGCUAUGCAGCCAGACCUUGUGUGCUUCUCAUGGCCGCUGUCUGCGCAAAAACUCCAACAGCGAUGUUUACUUGCAUCUGAACCCCCUCAGCCACACUAUCAUCACGCAGAGCGGCAAGCCGACGGUCAUCGGCAGGCUUGGCGAAGAAGAGAAGAAGAGUUUUCAAACCCAGUUUCAGUGUCAGUGUUACAGCGGCUACCAGGGAGACGGCUGCGAUCAGACCGACCCUCUACACCAAAGAGGGACGGCAUCUCAAAUCACAGCGUCAGCACUGCAAUGUGUGAUCUUAUUGAUUGUCUCUCUGCUCCUCUGUUAAUACACACCAUGAAUACUGUAGACAUGGCUGCAUUUUAUAUGUCUAAAUACUGGAGCAUACGAGAGGACAAGGUGGGGAUUUUUAGGAGUGAUGAGUGUCAUUUUUUAUUUCUUUAAAUUGCUGUUAAAUAUGGAUGACACAAAGUGAAGUUGUAUAAGAAACACUGUGGAAAUUUGUUUGGAACUUUCUUUAAACAAUGGAGGACUCGCUGGAAGUGACCUUGUUUACAUUUUGCUCUCAGUUUCCUCUCGGUCACUGUUUUUGCCACGGUGUCAACUUCCAUAUUUUUCAUAGAGAGGACGUUUUUUGGAGGAAAUGUGAUGAUGUAUGUCAGUAGGAAUUGAUGCACUUAAAUCUGGAAACAGCACAAUAUAUCUGAAGUGCCUGAUCUCUUUUUUCAACAUGACCUCUCUCUAACAUCUGAUGUUUUUCUGGAGGCAAUUACAGUAUUACUAUUUAUUUGAAUGUAUUUUUAGGUGUUUUAUAUGAUAUUUUCUUAUUUUUGUGUCCAAAACAUGACUACUAGUUUUCUCUUAAAAACAGUAUUUUUCUGUAUUUCAGCAGCUGUUUUACAUCAGAAGCACAAACAAUGUAAAAAGCAAAUUUCUGACACUUACAUAUCCGCCUCUCUCUUUGUGCUGUUUUCUCAAAUUUGACUUUUGUCUAAGUAAAUAAACUUCUUUCUUAA
Molecule: messenger RNA, 5189 nt
Organism: Sebastes umbrosus (honeycomb rockfish)
Lineage: Eukaryota; Metazoa; Chordata; Actinopteri; Perciformes; Sebastidae
Product: voltage-dependent calcium channel subunit alpha-2/delta-2-like
Exons: 40
Coding region: 266-3580 (1104 amino acids)
Cellular component (GO): voltage-gated calcium channel complex
Molecular function (GO): voltage-gated calcium channel activity
Source: RefSeq, a predicted model, not a curated record